Messenger RNA from Triticum turgidum subsp. durum (durum wheat), 504 nucleotides. NCBI's taxonomy places the organism in Eukaryota, Viridiplantae, Streptophyta, Magnoliopsida, Poales, Poaceae. The record is from the annotation of a GenBank genome assembly.
AUGAUCGCCACCAGCGGGGGCCUGAACCAGCAGCGAACAGGGAUCAUAGAUGCUGUUGUUGCAGCGCGCAUUCUGAAUGCAACACUUGUCAUUCCAAAGCUUGAUCAGGCAUCUUUCUGGAACGACGCAAGUGAUUUUGGGGAGAUAUUUGAUGCUGACUCAUUCAUAUCCUCGCUCGCAAAUGAUGUAAAGAUCAUACGACAAGUACCUGAUAUAAAUGGGAAAACACCAUUUCCAUAUAAGAUGCGUGUACCUAGGAAGUGUACUCCAAAAUGCUAUGAGAACCGAGUACUACCUGCCCUUUUAAAGAAGCAUGUUGUUCAACUAACAAAAUUUGACUACCGGGUUUCCAACAGGUUGGAGACUGAUCUUCAAAAGCUGAGGUGUAGAGUCAAUUAUCAUGCACUAAAGUUCACAGAUCCAAUUCUCGAAAUGGGCCGAUUGCUUGUCCAAAGAAUGAGAGCCAAAAGCGGACGCUUCAUUGCUCUUCACCUAAGGUUUUGA